AAGGGUGUCAUAGUCAGUACAUGAUAAACUGCUUGAACAAAUAAUUUUACAUAGCAUAUACAAAAAAACUGCUUGAACAAAUAUUUCGUAUAAGAAUGGCAGAGGUAUUUGAUAUGUUAAUGGGUGUGAAUGCAAGAAAACUCGAAUGGAAUUUUCAGGUUUAUGUUGUCCAUCUAUGGGAAGUUCCAAAUAGAUUCAAUGAAAAAGAGAUCAAUGGCAUAGAGAUAGUUCUUCAAGAUAUUCAGGCAAGUUUGUUAAACUUUCAUAUAUAUCUAUUAGUUUGUAAAAUUUUUUUUUGAACUUUCUUGACAUUAUGCCUGUAUGAUCUUUAGGGUGGAAGGAUCCAAGCCUCAAUCCCUAAACCUCUACUAAAGAAAUGGAGAGGUAAGAUUGUUGAGUUCAAGAUGUACAUCAUGACCCAUUUCAUUGUGGUCGACAAGAAGGAAAAAAUCAAGACAACCAACAAUAGAUGGUCCUUAAGUUUUUCACAUAGGACCACAGUUCAGCCAGUUUCUAAACCAAGUUAUCCUCUUGAAGCAUUUAGCUUUAAGCCCAUUCCGGAGCUGCUUGCUGCUGACAAGCUGGAAGAUUCAGUUCUAAUCGAUGUCAUAGGGGAAGUGGUUUGCAAGGAGGAUCCAAGAGAACUCAUAACUAGCAAAGGAAGAGAGACUAAAAGAUUGGCUGUCAUUCUUGAGGACCUUGAGUGAGACAAUAUGAUUCCAGGUUCAUAUAUUAUUAAACAUAAAUUAUUAUAUCACUAAGGAACCUUCUUAUAUUUGUGAAUGUUGUUCAGAAACAAUAGUAUUAGUUGUGUGUUGUUUGGAGACAUGGUUGAUUAGCUUUUUCCAUAUCUUGAAGAAGGGAGGGUUGAGCCAUUGAUAGUUAUGGCACACGUUUUUAAACCCAGCAGGUGGAACGGAAAAACGUCAAUGCAGAGUCAUUUUGAUAUAUCAAAGUUACGUAUUAACCCUGAUUUGGAUGAAGUCAAAGAUUUCCGUAACAGGAGGCUUUCUGGAAAGCCGUCUAACUCGACCAGGAUAAGUCAAGUUACAUUGCAUGGUCUGCGAUCUAGUGCAGACGAAAUAAAAAAUGGAGAUGUCGUGGUCAAAACAAUAGAAGAAGCCCUGAGCUCUUCACAGGAAGGACCUAUAUGGAUUGCUGGUACUAUUGUUUCAAUUAAUGUUGGAAAGGAUGAUUGGUUCUAUAAAUCAUGUCGAAAGUGUCCGAAGAAAGUAGAAACUCCAAUUGGCAACAGAUAUGAGUGUGGCAAGUGUGGCCACACUCAUGCAAGUGCAUCACUUAGGUUUAAGGUUGAGGUAUUAGUAUAUGAUGGAACUGGGAGCAUCAUGUUGCUGAUGUGGGAUAGGGAGAUGGCACAACUGUGUGGGAGGCAAGCUGAGCAGAUAAAGGAUGAGGAAAGUAGUGAUGGAGAAGGUUAUCCUCCUACAUUGGAUAGCAUGAUGGAUAGGCGGUUACUCUUCAAAAUAAAUGUCAAAGCAUCGAACAUAAAACAGUAUGACCAUGUUUACACGGUCAUGAAAAUAUGUGAUGAUGAAGAUAUUGUGGAGAUGAAUCACCCCAAACCAGUACAAAACAAUGCUUCUGCUAAUCUAAUUGAGACCGGGUGCAGUGACUCAAUUGGUAUAUCAGCGGUGGUGGUUAAUAUGCAUAAUGAUACUGAAUCUAUGGUUUCUUUGGAUGGUGUCGAAGACAGUGUCACAAGCCUGAAGUCCAAAACGCCUGCAAAAAGAGCUCCCGUGGGGCUAAAGCAGUCCGUGCAUAUUAAUAUUGACACCAAAGAUGAGUUGGGUUUUUCGACAAACAAAUUUAGCCGAAAGGCUGGAAAGAGGUAGAAGAUUCAAAUAAAUGAGAGUGAUAACUGACUGUGACUAUCUUAAAAGUAUAUGUUUGGAUACCAUUAGGUGUUUUGGUUUUGUAAUGAGUAUGCAGAUUAGAGUUAAUAGACUCAGUUUGAUCAAGGCUUUGGAAUGAUGUUUUCUUUUGUGUUUCCUUAUUUCGUAGGAUAGUUUCAGUAAUAGAGCUAAUAUGAAAUGCUCAGCUAAUGAUUAUAGUAGGUUAAUCUAAUAUAUGGCAAUAUAUGUCAAAACUAAAUUUGCUUUGUAAUGCAUUAUUUAUUUCUAUCUAUGAGUAGUGUUUUAUUUUA
Arachis ipaensis is the source of this 2164-nucleotide messenger RNA. The record is from RefSeq and is a predicted model, not a curated record. NCBI's taxonomy places the organism in Eukaryota, Viridiplantae, Streptophyta, Magnoliopsida, Fabales, Fabaceae.